Molecule: messenger RNA, 1991 nt
Organism: Ilex paraguariensis (yerba mate)
Lineage: Eukaryota; Viridiplantae; Streptophyta; Magnoliopsida; Aquifoliales; Aquifoliaceae
Source: the annotation of a GenBank genome assembly
AUGCCUAGCUAUGCAUCAAAAGAAUGUGAUUUUCCAGCUAUCUUUAAUCUCGGUGAUUCGAAUUCGGAUACCGGUGCACUGGCUGCUGCUUUUAAUUGGACUCCACCACCUUAUGGGGAAACCUUCUUCCAUAAGCCAGUCGGGAGAUUUUCCGAUGGACGGCUCAUCAUUGAUUUCAUCGCAAGAAGUUUGGGUUUGCCAUUUCUCAGUGCUUAUCUCAACUCCUUGGGGACGAACUUCACCAAUGGUGCCAAUUUUGCCUCGGCAGCAGCAACAAUCGGACCACCGGAAUAUAUCAUUCCGGUGGGUGGAUUCAGUCCCUUUUACCUCGAUGUGCAGUACUGGCAAUUAAAGCAAUUCAUAUACCGAUCACAAAUUCUUAAAAAACAAGGAGGUGUGUAUGGAGAUUUAAUGCCCAUGAAGGAGUAUUUUUCAAAAGCAUUGUAUACCAUGGAUAUCGGUCAGAAUGAUCUUGGUCAAGGGUUCUCUAGUAACAGAUCUAUAGAGGAGGUUAAUGCAUCUGUCCCAGAUAUAGUCAACAGCUUCUCCACCCACGUGAAGAACAUAUACGGAUUGGGAGCUAGAACAUUUUGGAUCCACAACACUGGACCAAUUGGUUGCCUGGCAUAUAUUUUUGUAAAUUUUCCACCAAAUGCUGAUCAGAUGGACAGUGCUGGUUGCGCAAAGCCUUAUAAUGAGGUAGCUCAAUACUUCAACUACAAGUUGAAGAAGGCCAUUGUUCAACUCAGGAAGGACCUUCCACUUGCUGCACUCACAUAUGUAGAUAUCUACUCAGCCAAGUACUCUCUCUUUCUUGAACCCGAAAAAUACGGUACGCCCCAUGAUAGUUUUCCCUAUUCGACAUAUAAAAUUUUGGGUAAAUAGCAUAAAUUGCCCUUAAAUAAUGGUCCGAAUUUUAAAAAUGCUCCAAUUUUUUAGCUACUUUAAUUAAAGUCCUUGAACUUUUGAGAGCAUUUCAACCGGUCCCUUUUGCCUAUUUUAGGAGUCAAACAGAUGAUUUUUUUGACUUGAGCAUUGUGUGCUAUUAUUAAGGCAAAAAUGAGACAUAAAUUAUAAAGUCUUCAAUAAACUGAUAAUGGCUCAUUCUCUUACGUGAUGACUCAAUCUUGUUUUGAUGCGAGAAUGGGCGAUUAUUUAACCUAGGAGACUUUCUAUCAUUACUUUGCUACUAACAAUAGUACAUGAUUUUCAAGUAGAAAAACCGUUUGUUUUGAUGUCUGAAAUGGAUAAAAAAGACUGAAUAAAACGAUUUUAAAAGUUUAAGCAUAAAAUUGAGGCAGUUGAAAAUCAAAGAGCAUUUUAAAGCUCCAAUCAUAAUUCAAGAAUCAUUUAUGAUAUUCACCCUAAUUUUUUUCUUCCACCAACAUACGUAAGGUUACAGAAGAAAAUAUGAGGAUUUCACUUAACAUUUUUUGAUCAAAAUGUGUAGGAUUUGAGCUUCCUCUUGUAACUUGUUGUGGCCUUGGAGGCGAGUAUAACUAUGGCAACGGCGACUGUGGAACAACCGUCACAGUCAACGGCAGCCAAAUAUUCAUCGGUGCAUGUAAAAAUCCAUCAACUCGCAUAGUUUGGGAUGGAAUUCACUACACCGAGGCAGCAAAUAAGAUAAUCUUCGAUAAAAUCUCCACUGGAGCUUUUUCCGAUCCACCCAUUCCCUUGAAGAUGGCUUGUCACAGCUCACCAGAUAAGAAACAGAUUGACUGAAUUGGACAGCAGACAUGUAUGCACAAGUGUAUCACUGUAUCACUUUUAUACUUGUUCAUUUUAAUUGAAUAAGCUUCUAUCUUGAAGUAUUCGAGGGCAUUGUGUAGAACUCCAUCUACACAAUGGGCCUAGGCUACUCUGUUUGAAGUGUGCACAUCACAAGAUACCACAUAAUAUCAUAUGUAGAGAGGAGAGAAGAGACCUAGCUAGCACUAGUUUGUAUAAAUCUAUGGCCUCAUUUGAAUAAACUAGUUUGUUGCACACAU